AUGGAUAGACGCACCCCCUACACAUUGAGCGUUCUCGAGUCCAGCACCAACGGUGUUGACGACUCGCGCUCAUUCACACAGACUCGACUACGAGACUUUAUUUUACAAUUUCAGCUGGAUAACGCAUUCAUUUACCGCGAUCAAUUACGCCAUAAUGUGCUUGGAAAAAACUACUACUGUGAUAUUGAUAUCGCCCACUUAAUUUCAUAUAACGAGGACUUGGCACACAAGCUUACGUCCGAGCCCGCGGACAUCAUUCCACUGUUCGAAGCAGCUCUGCUGGAAUGUACAAAGCGUAUCGUCUUCCCCGGUCAGCAAGAUAUCACUCUGCCAUCGCACCAACUUCUUCUUCAUUCUUCCGCGACCCACAUUUCCAUCCGUGAUCUGAAUGCCACCAACGUCUCCCACCUGGUUCGCAUCCCCGGUAUUGUCAUCGGAGCGUCCACAAUCUCCUCCAAGGCCACGACAGUACACAUUCGUUGCAAGAGUUGCGAUCACAGUGAAAAUAUCGUCGUCGACGGUGGCUUCUCUGGCCUGUCCCUACCCCGGCAGUGCGGUCGUGCCAAGGUUCCAGGCGAUCAGCCCGACGAAAAAUGUCCGCUCGACCCUUACGUUGUCCACCACGAAAAGUGUCAAUUCGUGGACCAGCAGGUUCUCAAGCUUCAGGAAGCCCCUGAUCAAGUGCCCGUCGGUGAAUUGCCUCGCCAUGUUCUGAUCUCUGCCGACCGGUACUUGGCCAAUCGUGUAGUGCCUGGCUCGCGCUGCACAGUGAUGGGAAUUUUCUCCAUCUACCAAGCCAAGGGCGGCAAGAAAGAAGCUGCGGUGGCGAUCCGUAACCCUUACCUACGUGCUGUGGGUAUCAACACCGACGUUGACCAGACCGCCAAGGGUAAUUCCGUCUUCAGCGAGGAAGAGGAGCAGGAAUUCCUGGAGCUCAGCCGACGGCCCGAUUUGUACGAUGCACUCGCUCGGAGCAUUGCCCCAUCAAUCUAUGGGAACGUUGACAUCAAGAAGGCCAUCGUGUGCUUGCUCAUGGGCGGCUCGAAAAAGAUCCUCCCCGAUGGGAUGAAGCUUCGUGGUGAUAUUAACGUGCUCAUGCUGGGUGACCCCGGUACCGCCAAGUCUCAGCUACUGAAGUUCGUGGAAAAAGCCGCUCCUAUUGCGAUCUACACUUCCGGAAAGGGCUCUUCCGCUGCUGGUUUGACAGCCUCGGUUCAGCGAGAUCACACCACCCGCGAGUUCUACCUGGAAGGUGGUGCAAUGGUUCUGGCCGAUGGCGGUGUGGUCUGUAUUGAUGAGUUUGACAAGAUGCGCGAUGAGGAUCGAGUGGCGAUUCACGAAGCCAUGGAACAGCAAACCAUUUCCAUCGCCAAGGCUGGCAUCACGACUAUUCUCAACUCCAGAACCUCAGUUCUGGCCGCUGCGAACCCGAUCUUCGGCCGUUACGAUGACCUGAAGACCCCCGGAGAGAAUAUUGAUUUCCAGACCACCAUUCUGUCGCGUUUCGAUAUGAUUUUCAUUGUUCGUGAUGACCACGAGCGAGGCCGAGACGAGCGGAUUGCCCGUCACGUCAUGGGCGUGCAUAUGGGUGGCCGUGGUGUAGAGGAGCAAGUCGAGGCGGAGAUUCCCGUGGAGCAGAUGAAGCGGUACAUCAGUUAUUGUCGCAGGUACGUUUUUGCAACUCUUGUCCUCCCCGUGUGGUCUAUCUUCGAUACUGACAAAUUUCCCGCCCAAACUUAUAGUCGAUGUGCUCCUCGUUUGUCUCCCGAAGCCGCAGAGAAGCUUUCCUCUCACUUUGUGUCCAUCCGCAAGCAAGUGCACCGGGCCGAACUCGAGUCUAAUACCCGCUCCUCGAUUCCCAUCACCGUCCGUCAGCUGGAGGCCAUUGUCCGUAUCACGGAAUCUUUGGCCAAGCUCUCUCUCUCCCCCAUUGCCACCGAGGCCCACGUCGACGAGGCGAUCCGUCUCUUCCUGGCGUCCACCAUGGAUGCCGUCACUCAAGGCGAGGGCCAAGGAAGCAAGGAAUUGAUGGAAGAGGCGACCAAGAUUGAGGACGAGCUCAAGCGACGUCUACCUCUGGGCUGGAGCACCAGUUUGGCGACCUUACGCCGGGAAUUUGUGGAUGGCAAAGGAUACACUGAGCAAGCGCUCAAUCGGGCUCUGGUGGUCCUGCAGCGGCGGGAGACGGUGCAGAUCCGUUCCGGCGGCUCGCAGAUCUACCGUAACCGGCCCUGA
Molecule: messenger RNA, 2235 nt
Organism: Penicillium oxalicum
Lineage: Eukaryota; Fungi; Ascomycota; Eurotiomycetes; Eurotiales; Aspergillaceae
Product: MCM DNA helicase complex subunit MCM5
Exons: 3
Coding region: 1-2235 (744 amino acids)
Biological process (GO): double-strand break repair via break-induced replication; DNA replication; DNA replication initiation
Cellular component (GO): MCM complex; nucleus
Molecular function (GO): single-stranded DNA helicase activity; 3'-5' DNA helicase activity; single-stranded DNA binding
Source: RefSeq, a predicted model, not a curated record